AUGACCAUCCCAGACUCGGUGACCCAGAUUGGCUAUGGUGCCUUUCAAAGCUGCAGCUCCUUGGCUGGUGUGACCAUCCCCGACUCAGUGAUCCAGAUUGAGGGUGGUGCCUUUUCACAAUGCAGCUCCUUAGUUAGUGUGACCAUCCCCGACUCAGUGACCCAGAUUGGCCGUGGUGCCUUUCAAUACUGCAGCUCCUUGGCUAGUGUGACCAUCCCAGAGUCAGUGACCCAGAUUGGCGAUGGUGCCUUUUCAAGAUGCAGCUCCUUGGCUAGUGUGACCAUCCCAGACUCGGUGACCCAGAUUGGCUAUGGUGCCUUUCAAUACUGCAGCUCCUUGGCUAGUGUGACCAUCCCCGACUCAGUGAUCCAGAUUGCGAAAAAUGCCUUUCGACACUGCAGCUCCUGA
Effrenium voratum is the source of this 408-nucleotide messenger RNA. Lineage: Eukaryota; Dinophyceae; Suessiales; Symbiodiniaceae. The record is from the annotation of a GenBank genome assembly.